Molecule: messenger RNA, 1259 nt
Organism: Carassius auratus (goldfish)
Lineage: Eukaryota; Metazoa; Chordata; Actinopteri; Cypriniformes; Cyprinidae
Gene: vcpkmt
Product: valosin containing protein lysine (K) methyltransferase
Exons: 5
Coding region: 167-838 (223 amino acids)
Biological process (GO): peptidyl-lysine trimethylation
Cellular component (GO): protein-containing complex; cytosol
Source: RefSeq, a predicted model, not a curated record
CCAUACAUUACAUAAAUAAUCAUAAACCAGUAUUAUUAGUCUGUUCUGUCUUUCAGUUUUUAUACAGUCUAUGCUAUCAGUAGAGAAGAAAGGAAAAAAAGACAUCGCGAAUCGGAAGACACGUAGAUGCGUGACGUAGAAUGUGUUGAGCGAGCUAAGAAAGAACAUGGCGGCUGACGAGGACUCGGAAGAUUAUUUUGUUAGAGAAAUAGAGAAAAAUGACGGGUCUGUUUUAAGAAUGUAUCAGUGCAGCAAAGGGGACGUGGGCUGUGUAGUAUGGGACGCUGCUAUAGUCCUGUCAAAGUACCUCGAAACGGAACAGUUUUGCAGUGUUCAGUCUGGAGUCAGUACGUGGUCCUGUAAGAACAUUAUUGAAGUGGGCGCAGGAACAGGACUCGUGGGUCUCGUGGCCGCGACUCUGGGGGCAAAUGUCACAGUGACAGAUCUGGAAGACCUGCAGCCUCUCCUUCAACUAAACAUCAAGAAAAAUCAGCAUCUCAUCCGGACAGGCUCAAUCACAGCCAAGGUACUGAAAUGGGGAGGAAAUGUCGAAGAAUUUCUCCCUCAUCCUCAUUAUAUUCUGAUGGCCGAUUGCAUCUACUAUGAGCAGUCUGUGGAGCCACUGGUGGAGACUCUGAAACUCUUGGCUGGACCAGAGACGUGUAUCAUCUGUUGCUAUGAGCAGCGCACGGUUGGCGUAAAUCCUGAAAUAGAAAAGAGAUUCUUUGAGCUACUUCUGCAAGAAUUCCAGUCAGAGGAGAUCCCACCUGAGAAACAAGACCCCGAGUUCAACAGUCCUGACAUUCGCAUUCUCCACCUGCGACGAAGAGUCGACUGAAUGGCUUUAUUUGCUCCUCUGUUUGAAAUGACGAGGAUGGGUUGGGUGUGUUUGUGUUUCAGUGGACUGUGGUGGUGUUGGUCAGAUGUUUGACACUGAACCAUAUGAAUACAAACUGUUUUUAAGUGCUUAUCAUGUGGUACGGGAGGCCGGCCUUAAUGUGAACUUAUGGGUCUUUGCAGACAAACACAGUUUAAGUGAAUGGUUCUGUGUGUGUUAAACUGGCAACAAUAAAUCUCAAAUGUGUUUUUAAGAUACCGAUUUAGAGAAUGUUCAACUGAGUGUAAUCUGUUAAUAAACAUUUUCUAAAAUGAAGAAAAAGUAACUGAAAAACCUUUAGAACCCUAACCCAAGUAUAAUAAAAAAAAAAAAAAAUUCUUAAGAUUUAAGUAACUAUGUCUGGAUGGAGACAUACUUUGAC